AUGAGAAGAGGUUCUUCUGCUUCUGGUUCUCCUGUGGCUUCUUCUUCUUCCCUUGUUGGACAUCGCAUCACUGUGGGCAGUACCGUCUACCGGUCUGAGCUGCGAGAGGAUGAAUCAAAGGCAUACGGCGGUGGUGAAGAAGUUCUUGUGUGGGUACAAGAUGCCCAACCAGCAGGUGAUGCUUGGGUGGAAAUAACAUUAGAAACAGGUGAAGUGGCGUAUGCACAGUGGGGAAAUCCAGAGGAAACACGUUGGCAACUUCCUGAUGUUUCCCUAAUACAGUUCCCCAGUAAAGUUAUGGAAAAAGAGUUUAGUAUUAAAAAGGAAUGGACAGAAUCACAACAACAAGUUCUUCGCAUAGAAGCAGUCAAAGUACUAGAGGAGUGUAUAGUAUCAAAAGACAUUAAUAAUAUUAUAGGGGAGGAUGAGAAGAUGAUAAUAGUAAACAAUAUUGCUAACGAGUAUAUGGCAACCAAUAGUCCCAAAGAAUACGAUGAGAGUUCCUCCAAUUGGUUACAUCACGCUGCUCUUAGACAAUUGGACUCCCUCUUGACAUUAAAGCGGGCAUCAAAGACUACAAACCGGGCAAUGCUUCAAGAGAUAUCAACAAUGACACUACAAGCAAAACUUGGUAUUGUGAGAAAUGUUUCGCGUGAUAAGAAGAGGUAUAAUACUAUAGAUUCCAAUACUAAUUCUAUCCCUAUAGCUCUUAGCUCACAGACAGUACAAGGGGAGGAAAAUGAAGAAGAAUUACCACUUCCACUCUCACCAUUUUUACCAAAUGGACGUUUCUUGCAAAAUCAAUAUUACAAAAAUCUUCUUUAUAAUCCAUCUGCACACCGUAGCUGUAUUGAACCUCAACUAGAAACUACAGUAUUUACAGAAACUGGCUUGGGUGAGAUACGUGUCUUGUGUGCUGUUCCUGUACAAGAAGGGUUUAAAGGACCCAAAAGUAGAAUUUUUGCUGUAGUACGUGAUUGGACUGGAGCAUUCUGUUUUUUUAUUAUCAGGAAACCUUUAAAAAAUGAAAAGGAAUCAUCUGUUAUCGCAGCCUACCCACUUUUGGGAUCAUUAGAGUUUCCACAAAAGUCACAUCAUCAAGUUACCUUCCGUGUGGAUGGCAUAGAGUUCAUGGCUUCUUUCAAAGAUAGAGAACAUCUUGGAUGGUUUCAUGACGCAUUAAAAAUAGCUAUGGUUUCUAUGUACGGUGAUGGAAAUGACUCUGAACGAGUUGUUAAGAUGCGAGCAUAUAGUGUGGAGUUUGCUGCGCACUACAGUUUUGAAAAACCUUUAAAUGUAUUGGAAGUACUGAAUACCAUUUAUUCUGAUACGGAACACACUGGUACUAUGAUGGAUGAUGAUUUUGCACGAUUGCGUAUUUCUCUUCGAACACCACAAGUGAGAGAUAAAGUAGUUCAAGAAUGGAUUGAGUUUACAAAACGUUUUGAUGAUAAAGUUACGGAUUCUAGUUUUACUACUCUUCUUUCGAAUCAUCUUCGAGUGAUAGAGGAACUUAUUUUAUCUCCUACACCGUACAUGAAUGAAAAUCUCCCACAAAUACUACAACAGAGACUUUAUAAAAUGGGUGAGCAAUUACCGGAUUUCUCAGCAAAUUGCUUCCGCCUUGCUGUUCUUCUAGAUUACACAGAUCGUACAAUGUUAUUGUGGAAGUCACGAUAUGAGACUGUAGAUAUUCCAUUUGAGCCUUGUUUCAAACCUCUGGUUCCAUCACAGACUGCAGACUUUGAGCGUUCAUUACUGGAGGAGAGGCGGAUGAGAUGUUUGACCCAUUCUCACCCACCAGGUAUUUACCUUGCAGUUGUUUGCUUCCAUGGCAAAAAUAGGAUUUUCACAAAUGUGAAUGGAAAUUUAAUUGCAGAAGUUAUUCAACAUGAACCCACACAGGAAGAACUUGAACAACUUAGAGUGGAUUGUGAGGAUUACCAAUGGCUUCUUCGUCUUGGUGGAGCUAAUAAAAAUUGGGCAAAAGAAAAAUUACAAGAAUGGGAUGCCAUGUAUACAAAUCGUGGUGUAAAUUCUUUUAAAGCUCGUUUUAUUAGAGCCGCCAAAAAACUUCAAAACGCUAACAUUUUUCCAACUUUGGGUUACAUUUUUGAUACCCCUAUUUUGCACAAGGAAAUAGGUUCUCUUUUUAUUCUCACUAUUUGUGAGGUAGAUUCAGAAGUUACGAUUCCACGAUCUGCAGGGGUAUGGCAUGAUAUUCAAGAAUUGGAAGAUUUUAUAUAUUCACAGUCUUUGCUUUGUUCGGAAACGGCACGUGUGGCAUUUUUACCCAAUCGUUAUCGGCAGUGUGUUCGAUAUUUAACUGCUGCAUCUGAAUACCGUGAUAGCCUCACACAACGUCUGACCCCAGGGUUUUAUCUUGGUUAUUUUCUUUCCUCCGUGUGUUCAGAUGGAAUGUUGAUGCUGGUUCCCGAAUGUAAUAGAAAUUUACCACCUUUAGUAAAAGUAAGUGAGGAAUCCCCAUCAUUAUCACAGUGGCGUUGGUUACAGAGUUUAAAUUAUCGUCAGCAAACAACCUACUCACUUGGACUACCUCUACCAGAAGAUCUUUCACAACCUCCAGUUGAGGGUGCAUCGUUUGAAAGUAAAAUAAGUUACGCUUUGGCAACAUUGGAGGCGGCUGUGGGAUUAAAAAUAGAACAGUUUUAUGAUUUGGAACUCUUUGCACUGGAUGAGGAACAGUCAAUUUACGCUUUUUUUGCAGUUGGGUAUUACCCACCACCACUAUGCUGUGUUGAUGGAGUUCCUGAGGCGCCUAAAGGUCUUGUGCCAAUGACAUUUAAACUUGUGCGAGUAGUGGAUGAUCAUCACUUGCGCCGCUAUUGGCAUCAUGUAUACAACUGUCUCGCAGAUGAGGUGGAUCUGGCAUACAGGAAGCUUUCUUCAACAAUACAACCCUUUACAUCGGAUGAGGCGAUUCGAUUAAAUCCUACAGGUGAGGUUAUGGUUUAUAUGAUGGAUAUGGAUAAGUAUACUUUUCUUCUAAGCUGGACAAGAACUCUUGCACUUUGGGUAGAAACAGAUGGUCAAACUCUUGUGCAAAAGUACGCUAGUCAUCAUAUAAAAAUGCCAGAGGUAACACCAGUGAAGGAAGAGAAGAAAAAAGAUGAUGAUGAUGAUGAUAGUGAAAAGAAAGGAAUAAAGAAACAGUACUAUCAGUCUCAAAAGAAUGAAAAGGAUAACUGUAAGAAUUCCCUUUCUAUCGAACAAAUUGUGGAUAUUGCAGUAUCUAAUCAAGCGGCAGCUACAGAUCCCAAUCUGUUUGCAAUGAAGUCAUUAAUGCUACAACUCAGAUCUACAGGAAAACAAGGAUGGGGAUCUAUCUUGCAGCGUAUUCAGGAAAUUGAUGAUACCAUGACAGAGGGUUAUACUUGCCGUCUUGCAGCCCCAGAAGAAGUGAAGGAUUCACCAUUAACACUCCAUAGCUUUGAUGAUGUAACUGAGGAUGAUAUGCUUUCUGUGUCUCGUCCACCCACCGUGUAUGAGCUCCCGUGUUCAUUAAUGGAAUUUAUAUCUGGUGAGGGUAAUGUUGCAGAGGCAUUCCUUUUCGCCCGUGAGAUUGUGGAAGAGAUCAUUGAUGUUGCUGUAGCGGGUGGUGCUGUAGCGGUGGUUGGACAAGUUAUGGAGACGAUGGUUUCCUGUGUUGAGGCUGCGGAAGAUAUUGUAGAUGGCGCCGCAUUGGAGAAUUUACGUGCAGAGGCAGAGGAGCAGGCAUGGAAUGAACGAUGCGCUCUUCUGCAAGAGUGGAGUAGUAUCUUUAACGCCCGCGACCGACCAUCCGUGUUAGAUAAUGAGAUAUUGACAGAUGCACCAGAACCGUUAUUUUAUACCGGUUCACAGUAUGUUGUGGAAACUCCCACAGACGGUUUGCGUAUUUGUUUGGCACGUGCGGCGAAUGAUGCGAAUCAGUUGCAGGAGUUGCUGCGUGUUGCGAACUCCGCUCUUCAUGCAUUUGAGUUAACAGAAUGUGUGCAUGCUUACAAUGAUGCCCUUCAAAAACAUGAAGAAGUACUGGAUGAGCUUAAUAUUAGUACCAGCAACAAUAACAAUAACAAGAACAGCAACAACGAUAUUGAAGAAAAGAAAACUGAUGAAAAUUUUAUCCGAAACGUUAAAUCUACCAGCACCACUACUACUACUACUCCAUUGCGACAUGUAACACUUGUAUCUCGAGAACAACGUGAGGUUCCUUUAUAUUCGUUGAGUCCUUUUCGCUGCCUGACACUACAAGGUGAACGAAUGCGUGUACCACUUCCAGAGUUUGAUUAUGCGGAAUUGCGAGUGUUUGCGGAGCACAUGAAUACAGAAGAGGAAGAGGUGGCUACACAGCUUCGUGAACUUAAUCCUAACCCGGAUAAACUGGAAAGGUUGUUGAAAAUGACACUAGAGCUACAAGCACCCCUUCUCUCACUUCGCCUUAUCUCUUUGAUUUACUGCCCUUAUUCUGGACGCUUCUACGAUGAAGAGGCAAAUAAAGUACGGGAAUUACUCUCUACAGAUUCUUUUUUCUUUACCUACGGUGUGCGGGAUUGGAUACACAUGGAGGAACUUGGCGGUUCUGCUGUUACUGAUGGUUUUGAUCUUCUCUGGUGGUUGCGCUACCUGCGAGAGGCUGGUGAUGGAAGUGAGAGAUACAGCAGUUACUGCGGCUCGUGGAAACAGAUGUAUGUGGAGACGCGGGUUCGUGUGCUGCUUUCCCGCGGAGUGCGGCAGGUGUCGGAGGAGGAGGUGGCGCUGUGGCUGGAGGCGAUUGGCCCCUGCGUUGGAUUCCUCAGCUUCAGCGGCGAAACAAACAUCACCGACGCGGAGGUGAAUGUGUUGGCGGCGACGUGCCCGCUGCUGCAGUCACUGGAUCUCGCCGGCACCGCCGUCACGGAUGAGUCGGUGCGGUUACUCUGCAGUCGAUGUAGACGAUUGGUGGAGUGCAGCGUGGCGGGCAGUCGGGUAUCACGGGAGGCACUCAUACUGCUAAAUGAGACAUGCAGGAAGAAUGCAGAGAACCCGUAG
Trypanosoma theileri is the source of this 5031-nucleotide messenger RNA. Its product is annotated as putative leucine-rich repeat protein. Bases 1 to 5031 code for a protein of 1676 amino acids. The transcript has a single exon. Lineage: Eukaryota; Euglenozoa; Kinetoplastea; Trypanosomatida; Trypanosomatidae. The record is from RefSeq and is a predicted model, not a curated record.